Molecule: messenger RNA, 1368 nt
Organism: Hevea brasiliensis (rubber tree)
Lineage: Eukaryota; Viridiplantae; Streptophyta; Magnoliopsida; Malpighiales; Euphorbiaceae
Product: dof zinc finger protein DOF3.7
Exons: 2
Coding region: 130-960 (276 amino acids)
Biological process (GO): regulation of DNA-templated transcription
Molecular function (GO): DNA binding; DNA-binding transcription factor activity
Source: RefSeq, a predicted model, not a curated record
GCCACCUAUAGAACAAAUACCAUCUCCAAAGUGUUCCAUCUUUGCUUUAAGACCAGCCUGCUGCAAAAAACAAGUAGGUCAUUUUCCUCGAGCAUAAGACUGUAGAUAGCUUUUUCUUCCUCUUAAUCCAUGGAUACUGCUCAGUGCCCACAGGGGAUUGGAUUGGCUAGAGCCAUGGAAAGUUCAAGGCCUACUACUUUAGAGAGAAAGGUAAGGCCUCAAAAGGAUCAAGCUUUGAAUUGCCCAAGGUGCAAUUCAACCAACACAAAAUUCUGUUACUACAACAAUUAUAGUCUCUCUCAGCCAAGAUACUUCUGCAAAACUUGUAGAAGGUACUGGACUGAAGGUGGUUCUCUAAGAAAUGUUCCUGUAGGUGGAGGUUCAAGAAAGAACAAGAGAUCAUCAUCAUCGUCAUCAACUUCUUCAUCUUCAUCAAAGAAAUUGCUUCCUGAUCUCACCAACCCACAACUUUCUCAUCAAAACCCUAAGAUCUAUCAAGGCAGAGAUCUCAACCUAGCUUAUCCCCCUUCAACUGAAGAUCAUGGUAAUAUUUCUAAGUUUGUUGAGGUACCUUAUACUAGUGGAAGCAAAACCCACAAUCUAAAACCCAGCUCUUCUUCAUCAUUAACACCAUCUCAUCAUGUAUCAGCCAUGGAGCUUCUCAAGACUGGUAUGAGUACAAGGGGAUUGGAUUCUUUCAUCUCGAUGCCUGUAGUUGAUUCAAAUACAGUUUACUCAACUGAGUUUUCUUUGCAAGAAUUCAAGCCAACCCAUAAUUUUUUCUUGGAAGGGUUUGAAAGCAGUCAUGGGUAUGAGAGUAUCCAAGGGGUGCAAGAAAAUGGUGCAAGGCUCUUGUUUCCCAUGGAGGAUUUGAAGCCAGUUCAAGGCAAUACUGAUCAAUAUGACCAAAAUAAAGGACAAGGUGAUCAUACAGCUGGGUUUUGGAAUGGAAUGUAUUAGUUGCAUGAAGGAUGGAUCAUACAUAUGAUCCAAGAUACAUAACAAGAAAUUAAUUGGUGUUUCCACACCUUUUCUUUUCUUUUUUCUUUCACUUGGGGCUGGAGUGAUGAUUACUUGUUAAUCAAAAAAACUAACUGAUAGGGCACGUGGGUUUCUUUCCUGCUUUCAAUUUGAACUUGAAUUUCUUUUUAUUUUGGUCUUCCUUUAGUCUGUGUUGUUCAAUGUGGGUAUCUUUUGAAGCUUUAUUUUGGGUUGGCCAGUUUCAAGAAAGGCAAGGUGAAGAAGUGAAGACCUCUUAACAAGAGUUGCAUAUCUUGUUAGGCAGAGUUUGAGAGAGAGAGAUUUUAUUGUUCAUGUUCGUGUAAUUAACAGUUUGAUUAAGAGAUAUGGGGUUCUAUUGGUGUGUGC